Molecule: messenger RNA, 2194 nt
Organism: Dendrobium catenatum
Lineage: Eukaryota; Viridiplantae; Streptophyta; Magnoliopsida; Asparagales; Orchidaceae
Product: protein RETICULATA, chloroplastic
Exons: 8
Coding region: 494-1852 (452 amino acids)
Biological process (GO): plant organ development
Cellular component (GO): chloroplast inner membrane
Source: RefSeq, a predicted model, not a curated record
UUAACAGUUCACACUGCCGACUGGCCCUGCAGUCUGCAAGCACUCUUCUGCACCUUAAUUGAAAAAGUUUAGACCUUUAUGGUAGCGAGGUCUUUGACAGAGAAGCACACGAAGGAAGCUAGGGUUUCUUCUGAGUUUAUCACACGUGUCAUCUUCUCUGAGUAUUUAUAGAAGGACUCUCUCUCCCUCUCUCUCCUCAGCUAGACGGCCGGGCCUUCGUGCUCUUCCGAGUGAAGCUGAUCUCUUUUAGCAAAUACUUUUGUUUGGGACGAACAUUAUUUACUCUCCUUAAGUUCUCUCAGUUUUAUUUUUUUGUAAGCAUUUGUUAGAGCUGCAUAUUUCUCGGCUAUUCUUGCAGUUUUAAUCCAUCUCUCAUCCGUUGACUUGUACUGCUUUCUUUCAUGGUUCAUUGAAUUUAUCUGGAAUUUUGAGUGUCUCCGUGAGGUAUUCCUUGAGUGUACUGUUGGAGGGAAGUGGUUCAUUGGGUACUCUAAUGGCGUUUUCUGCCUCGAGUAUCAGGUUGCAUGUGCAAUCGCCAUUGCGUGAUUCUCUUGUACGGAUGAGUAUUACUAAUUGCCAUUGCAGAGAUUUUUUGAUUGAGGCCAGCAGAUUAUGGGUACGGAGAAGACCAAAUAGUCAUUGCUCUCUAGUUUUGAAAAAGGAAAAUUUUAUUGCUGCUUGCUUUUCUGCGGGUGCUAAUUUUUUCGCCAAAAAGAAGGGAAGCAAAUUAGCUGUAAGAAGUGAGUUGCAGCCGGUGGCGGGUGCAGACUCUACCGAGUUGAGAAAUUCUAUCAAAGAGACUGACAGAGAUUUUUCAUUUAAGAAGGAAAAUAUGUGUCUUGAUUCAGAAUCUUCUCCAAAGCUUGAUCAUGGAAAUGGAAAUGGUAAUGGAGGUCACUCAAGUGGAAAUGGGAAAUUUCCACCUGGAGGUGGAGGUGGUGGUGAUAACAAUGACCAUGGAAAGGGUGAUGACAAAGAGGAUGAGUUUGGACCUGUUUUAAAGUUUGAGGAGGUGAUUAAAGAGACGGAGUCAAGGCAUGCUGUUCUUCCUUCAGACAUGCUUGAGGCUGCAAAGACUGUUGGUAUUCAGAAAGUUCUUCUGUUUAGAUACCUGGAAAUGCAGGCAUCAGCGUGGCCUCUUGGUAUGGCAAUGAAAUCCUGCUCCCUAUUAAGAAACAGAAUGCUUGCUGAUCCCUCAUUUCUUUUUAAAAUUGGAACUGAGAUUAUCAUUGAUUCUUGCUGUGCAACAUUUGCAGAAGUUCAAAGGAGGGGCAAGGAUUUUUGGGCAGAGUUUGAAUUGUAUGCUGCUGAUCUUUUGGUAGGGUUGGUAGUUAAUGUGGCUUUGGUCAGUAUGUUAGCACCAUAUGCGCGAUUUGGGCAGCCAUCUUCUGCGAAGGGCUUUUUUGGGCGUAUGGCACAUGCCUAUGGAUCUCUUCCUAGCAGUGUUUUUGAGGCUGAACGACCAGGAUUCAGAUAUUCACUACAGCAGAGGAUUGGAACAUAUUUUUUUAAGGGAAUUCUCUAUGGGUCGGUUGGGUUUGCAUGUGGGAUUGUGGGGCAAGGGAUUGCAAAUAUGAUUAUGACAGCCAAACGGAAUGUAAAGAAAUCAGAGGAUGACAUACCUGUCCCACCUCUUAUCAAAAGUGCAGCACUUUGGGGUGUGUUUCUCGCGAUUUCUUCAAACACUCGCUACCAAAUAGUUAAUGGCCUGGAAAGAUUGGUUGAAGCAUCACCUGUUGCUAAAAGCAUUCCGCUUGUUGCCAUGGCUUUCACUGUUGGCAUUCGGUUUGCUAAUAACGUUUAUGGUGGCAUGCAAUUUGUUGAUUGGGCUAGGUGGAGUGGUGUUCAAUGAUCAUUGGGAUAUGUUUUUUGAACAUGAGGAACACUUGUAAGCCUGCAGGAUCUGAUUUGCAAGGCAUGAAUCCUUCAUGAUUAUUGACUGCUACUGCAGCCAAAUGCCAACAUCUAUAGCUUGCUUGAUAGACUAUUGUUUUAGAUUCAAUCAAUAAGAUUCAUUGCUAUUCUAUUUCUUUCUCCUGGAUGCAAUGUUAAAAAUGCUUUUCGAAGCAAGACAUGGCCGACAAUACACCAAGGUAGCACUGUAUGAUUGUGAUAAUAUUUGCGACUCCAUCAAUUAAGAACAAGAACUGUUUAUAUUUGUAGCAUAAAUUCAUCAAAUAUUUUUUGUAGUCUA